AUCGGGUUUAGUCCCUUCCCGGACGCCGUAGAAGAGGAAGUGUUUUUGGUUUUGAAGGAAAAAACCGCGUAUAUAUACGGCUUGCUAACCACUGGUAUUAUAUCUUUCAUUGUUUUUAUUCGUUCGUCCAAGAAAGAUGACUUGCAGUAGAGGAGCUUUAAUUGUGUUGGAAGGUGUAGACAGAGCUGGGAAAACCACACAAUGUUUGAAACUCGUGCAGGCGCUACAGCAGAGUGGACGAGAAGCAGAAAUGAUGCGAUUUCCCGACAGAACCACAGUAAUUGGUCAACUCAUCAGUUCAUACUUGAUGAAGAAAAGUAAUCUGGAGGAUCACACUGUUCAUCUGCUCUUUUCAGCAAACCGCUGGGAAAUGGUACCUCUGAUGAAACAGAAGUUGGAACAGGGAAUUAAUCUAGUGGUGGACCGUUAUGCAUUUUCAGGAGUGGCUUUCACUAGUGCCAAGCCUGGCUUCUCUUUGGAGUGGUGCAAGAAUCCAGAUGUGGGACUACCAAAGCCAGACCUGGUAAUGUUUCUUCAGCUAAAUCCCAGCGUGGCAGAAAACCGUGGAGAAUUUGGAACUGAACGUUAUGAAACAAGCUUUUUCCAAUGCACAGUUCAUCGAAGGUUUGAAGAGCUCAUGGAAGAUAAAUCAGUCAACUGGAGGGUAAUUGAUGCAGCAAGGUCCAUUGAAGAGGUGCACAAAGAUAUUAAGCUUUUGAGUGAGAAUAUAAUCAAUUUCUCAGAGAAUCAGCCAAUUGGAAUGCUGUGGAGUUAA
Molecule: messenger RNA, 775 nt
Organism: Triplophysa rosa
Lineage: Eukaryota; Metazoa; Chordata; Actinopteri; Cypriniformes; Nemacheilidae
Gene: dtymk
Product: deoxythymidylate kinase (thymidylate kinase)
Exons: 5
Coding region: 137-775 (212 amino acids)
Biological process (GO): dTDP biosynthetic process; dUDP biosynthetic process; dTTP biosynthetic process
Cellular component (GO): cytoplasm; cytosol; nucleus
Molecular function (GO): ATP binding; dTMP kinase activity
Source: RefSeq, a predicted model, not a curated record